AUGUCACAUGCACCAACAGAAGAGCUCUGCUUCAAACCCCCAGAUGGUGGCUGGGGUUGGAUGGUUGUGAUUGGGGCUCAUAUUUCCAUUGGCUUUGCCUAUGCAACACCCAAAGCCCUGUCCAUUUUCUUCAAUGACAUCCAAUUAGACUUGCAAGCCAGCUACAGUGAUAUAGCAUGGAUAUCCUCAAUCAUGUUAGCAGCCAUGUAUGCUGGAGGACCAGUAAGCAGCGCGUUGGUCAAUCGCUAUGGAAGCCGAUCCAUAGUCAUACUUGGGGGCCUGAUGUGUGGGGUCUCCAUGGUAGCUGCUUCCUUUGGAAACUCCAUCAUUUACCUGUACUUAUGCAUUGGUGUCAUUGCAGGCUGCGGACUCGCUUUAAACUUGAAUGCAUCGCUCACCAUCAUCAGCAAGUACUUUUUGGCUAAGCGUCCUUUAGCCAACGGUUUAGCAAUGGCAGGGAGUCCUGUGUUUUUGUGCUUCUUGGCACCUCUUAAUCAAUAUCUACUGGACAAGUUUGGAUGGAGAGGAAGUCUCCUUAUCCUAGGGGCUCUGAUGCUCAACUGUUGUGUAGCUGGAGCCUUGAUGAGACCAGUUGUUUCCUGUAAUGUGUCAUUUCGUGCACCAGAAUUUAAGGUGGAGGAGCAGUCAAAUAAGGACAGCAUCAAGCAACGGAAACAAAAUUGUGUCAGUCGUGCUGUAGAUUGGUCAUUUUUCAAAGAUCGGGGCUUUCUAAUUUACCUCAUUGGGAACAUAAUGUUCAUUUUUGGUGCCUAUGCACCUAUUGUGUUCCUCUCAGCAUAUGCUGUCAGUCAGGGUGUUGACCAAUACUCAGCAGCAUAUCUGCUCUCCAUUAUGGGUUUUGUGGACAUGUUUGUUCGACCUGGCACCGGCCUGCUUGCCAACAGCAGGUGGAUCAGACCAAGAGUUCAGUACUUCUUCAGUUUCGCCAUGGUGUUCAAUGGAACAUGCCAUUUAUUAUGCCCACUAAUCAAAAGCUAUACAUUUUUAGUGGUCUAUGCCAUAUUUUUUGGUGUGGGUUUCGGCAUGGUUUUUGCCCUCAUAUUUGAAUGCCUGAUGGAUCUGAUGGGAAAUCAACGCUUUCCUAGUGCUGUUGGACUGGUCACCAUCAUUGAGUGCAUCCCAAUGCUGCUAGGCCCGCCUGCUGCAGGAUUACUGGUAGAUGUAUUUGGAGACUACAAGUACCUCUUCUUCUUGUGCGGCACAGUCAUUGUUACCGGUGGGAUCUUUCUUUUCAUCAUGAACAUUUACAACUAUCACAUGCUGGAAAAAGAAAGCAGCAGGCAACAAAAUCAAAAUAAUAUUGUAGGCCAGGACCAAGCCGAGGUGCUAAAAACACUUAAUCACAGUUUAUCUACAAAGCAGUCAGCUCUGCCAGAGUGUAAAGACGAAAGCGAGCCAACGCUGUCUUGA
Messenger RNA from Nerophis lumbriciformis (worm pipefish), 1431 nucleotides. NCBI's taxonomy places the organism in Eukaryota, Metazoa, Chordata, Actinopteri, Syngnathiformes, Syngnathidae. The record is from RefSeq and is a predicted model, not a curated record.